AUGUCCGAGAUAGCAUAAACCUUCAGAUUCUACAAGAAUCUUAAUCACUUAGAGCAAAAAGGAGCUAUCAUGGCUGAGUAUAUCUGGAUUGAUGGCUCAGAUACCACUGUGAGAUCUAAAUCAAGGACUCUCAGAGGAGAAAUUAAAUCAAUCGAUGAUAUUCCAGUAUGGAACUAUGAUGGUUCCUCAUGCUACUAGGCAUCAACUCACAAUUCUGAAGUUAUUCUCAAGCCAGUUGCUUACUACCCAGAUCCAUUUAGAUCAAAGGAGUACAAUAUUCUCGUCCUCUGUGAAUCCCAUAUUUGGGCUGAUGGGGACUUCAAGGAACUAAGACCAGCCAACACAAACUUCAGACAUUACGCCAGAAAAAUCUUCGAGGCUGCUGAUCAUCAAGAACCAUGGUUUGGUAUUGAACAAGAGUACUCAGUCCUAGAACACAAAAAUAAAUUCACAGUCAAACCACUCGGAUGGCCUUCUUCAGGAUACCCAGGCCCUCAAGGACCUUACUAUUGCUCAGUUGGAGCUACUAAUUGCUAUGGAAGAAGCAUAAUGGACGCUCACUACAAAUCCUGUCUCUUUGCUGGACUUAAAAUUGCUGGCACUAACUGCGAGACUAUGCCAGGACAGUGGGAAUUCCAAAUAGGGCCAGUUGCUGGAAUAGAAGCUGGUGAUUAGUUGUGGGUUGCCAGAUAUAUUCUUAUGAGAGUUGCUGAGGAUUUCAACAUCACCAUUACACUUGAACCAAAACUUUUCAAAGAUUUUAAUGGCGCAGGAGCGCAUAUUAAUUUCUCAACAACUAUCAUGAGAUCAGGAGAGUAAGGCAUGGACUAUAUUCACCAAAUAAUUGAGAAGCUUAAGAACUAGCACAUUAUGCAUAUUCAACUUUAUGGAGAUAACUCCAAGCGUCUCACUGGUCAACAUGAAACUUCGUCUGCAGAAAUAUUCACUUCAGGAGUAGGCGAUAGAACUGCUUCAGUUCGUAUUCCAUCCUUCACAGCCAUGAACGACGGAUUAGGAUAUAUCGAAGAUAGAAGACCAGCUUCUGAUAUUGAUCCAUACGUUGCUCUCUCAGCUGUAGUUGAUACCACUGUUAAUGAUGGAGCUCACAUUGAGGGGCUUUACAAGGCCUACAUGGAAUGGAAAGAGUGGAGAAAGACUGCUGAGAUUGAGGAAGUUUGA
Stylonychia lemnae is the source of this 1179-nucleotide messenger RNA. The record is from the annotation of a GenBank genome assembly. Lineage: Eukaryota; Ciliophora; Spirotrichea; Sporadotrichida; Oxytrichidae.